AACGCAUACAAAUGCAUACGUUAAGGACUUAUGAUGUUUUCCCUUACCUCCAUCACUAAGGUACUAUUCAAUUCCCUUACCUCCGUCACUAAGGUACUAUUCAAUUCCCUUACCUCCAUCACUAAGGUACUAUUCAAUUCCCUUACCUCCAUCACUACGGCACUAUUUAAUUCCCUUACCUCCACCACUAAGGCACUAUUCAAUUCCCUUACCUCCAUCACUAAGACACUAUUCAAUUCCCUUACCUCCAUCACUAAGGUACUAUUCAAUUCCCUUACCUCCACCACUAAGGUACUAUUCAAUUCCCUUACCUCCACCACUAAGGUACUAUUGAAUUCCCUUACCUCCAUCACUAAGGCACUAUUCAAUUCCCUUACCUCCACCACUAAGACACUAUUCAAUUCCCUUACCUCCAUCACUAAGGUACUAUUUAAUUCCCUUACCUCCAUCACUAAGGCACUAUUCAAUUCCCUUCCCUCCACCACUAAGACACUAUUUAAUUCCCUUACCUCCACCACUACGGCACUAUUCAAUUCCCUUACCUCCACCACUAAGGUACUAUUCAAUUCCCUUACCUCCAUCACCUCCACCACUAAGGUACUAUUCAAUUCCCUUACCUCCACCACGAAGGUACUAUUCAAUUCCCUUACCUCCACCACUACGGCACUAUUCAAUUCCCUUACCUCCACCACUAAGGUACUAUUCAAUUCCCUUACCUCCAUCACUAAGACACGAUUCAAUUCCCUUACCUCCACCACUAAGGCACUAUUCAAUUCCCUUACCUCCACCACUAAGGCACUAUUCAAUUCCCUUACCUCCACCACUAAGGCACUAUUCAAUUCCCUUACCUCCACCACUAAGGCACUAUUCAAUUCCCUUACCUCCAUCACUAAGGCACUGUUCAAUUCCCUUACCUCCACCACUAAGGCACUAUUCAAUUCCCUUACCUCCACCACUAAGGCACUAUUCAAUUCCCUUACCUCCACCACUAAGGCACUAUUCAAUUCCCUUACCUCCACCACUAAGGCACUAUUCAAUUCCCUUACCUCCACCACUACGGUACUAUUCAAUUCCCUUACCUCCACCACUAAGGCACUAUUCAAUUCCCUUACCUCCACCACUAAGGCACUAUUCAAUUCCCUUACCUCCAUCACUAAGGCACUAUUCAAUUCCCUUACCUCCAUCACUAAGGCACUAUUCAAUUCCCUUACCUCCACCACUACGGUACUUUUCAAUUCCCUUACCUCCACCACUAAGGCACUAUUCAAUUCCCUUACCUCCACCACUAAGGCACUAUUCAAUUCCCUUACCUCCACCACUAAGGCACUAUUCAAUUCCCUUACCUCCACCACUAAGGCACUAUUCAAUUCCCUUACCUCCACCACUAAGGCACUAUUCAAUUCCCUUACCUCCACCACUAAGGCACUAUUCAAUUCCCUUACCUCCAUCACUAAGGCACUAUUCAAUUCCCUUACCUCCAUCACUAAGGCACUAUUCAAUUCCCUUACCUCCAUCACUAAGGCACUAUUCAAUUCCCUUACCUCCAUCACUAAGGCACUAUUCAAUUCCCUUACCUCCAUCACUAAGGCACUAUUCAAUUCCCUUACCUCCAUCACUAAGGCACUAUUCAAUUCCCUUACCUCCAUCACUAAGGCACUAUUCAAUUCCCUUACCUCCAUCACUAAGGCACUAUUCAAUUCCCUUACCUCCAUCACUAAGGCACUAUUCAAUUCCCUUACCUCCACCACUACGGUACUUUUCAAUUCCCUUACCUCCACCACUAAGGCACUAUUCAAUUCCCUUACCUCCACCACUAAGGCACUAUUCAAUUCCCUUACCUCCACCACUAAGGCACUAUUCAAUUCCCUUACCUCCACCACUAAGGCACUAUUCAAUUCCCUUACCUCCACCACUAAGGCACUAUUCAAUUCCCUUACCUCCACCACUAAGGCACUAUUCAAUUCCCUUACCUCCAUCACUAAGGCACUAUUCAAUUCCCUUACCUCCAUCACUAAGGCACUAUUCAAUUCCCUUACCUCCAUCACUAAGGCACUAUUCAAUUCCCUUACCUCCAUCACUAAGGCACUAUUCAAUUCCCUUACCUCCAUCACUAAGGCACUAUUCAAUUCCCUUACCUCCAUCACUAAGGCACUAUUCAAUUCCCUUACCUCCAUCACUAAGGCACUAUUCAAUUCCCUUACCUCCAUCACUAAGGCACUAUUCAAUUCCCUUACCUCCAUCACUAAGGCACUGUUCAAUUCCCUUACCUCCAUCACUAAGGCACUAUUCAAUUCCCUUACCUCCACCACUAAGGCACUAUUCAAUUCCCUUACCUCCACCACUAAGGUACUAUUCAAUUCCCUUACCUCCAUCACUAAGGCACUAUUCAAUUCCCUUACCUCCACCACUAAGGCACUAUUCAAUUCCCUUACCUCCACCACUAAGGCACUAUUCAAUUCCCUUACCUCCACCACUAAGGCACUAUUCAAUUCCCUUACCUCCACCACUAAGGCACUAUUCAAUUCCCUUACCUCCACCACUAAGGUACUAUUCAAUUCCCUUACCUCCAUCACUAAGGUACUAUUCAAUUCCCUUACCUCCAUCACUAAGGCACUGUUCAAUUCCCUUACCUCCAUCACUAAGGCACUAUUCAAUUCCCUUACCUCCACCACUACGGUACUUUUCAAUUCCCUUACCUCCACCACUAAGGCACUAUUCAAUUCCCUUACCUCCACCACUAAGGCACUAUUCAAUUCCCUUACCUCCACCACUAAGGCACUAUUCAAUUCCCUUACCUCCACCACUAAGGCACUAUUCAAUUCCCUUACCUCCACCACUAAGGCACUAUUCAAUUCCCUUACCUCCACCACUAAGGCACUAUUCAAUUCCCUUACCUCCAUCACUAAGGCACUAUUCAAUUCCCUUACCUCCACCACUACGGCACUAUUCAAUUCCCUUACCUCCACCACUACGGUACUAUUCAAUUCCAUUACCUCCAUCACUAAGGCACUAUUAAAUUCCCUUACCUCCAUCACUAAGGCACUAUUCAAUUCCCUUACCUCCAUCACUAAGGCACUAUUCAAUUCCCUUACCUCCAUCACUAAGGCACUAUUCAAUUCCCUUACCUCCAUCACUAAGGCACUAUUCAAUUCCCUUACCUCCAUCACCAAGGCACUAUUCAAUUCCCUUACCUCCAUCACCUCCAUCACUAAGGCACUAUUCAAUUCCCUUACCUCCACCACUACGGCACUAUUUAAUGUUGCUUUAUUGGCAUGACAUUCAGGCAUUAUGUAUUUCCAAAGCAUCCAAAACAUUUACAAUUACAAGACAUACAAAUGGAAAGAAAAAUGAAAAACACGAAUGGGAGUGUUUGUUGUCUUCGACUAGCAGGGGGUCUCUGGACGGCUGUGUCAUUCACCUCCUACACCCGAACCCCCCCACCACGGAGUGAGGAUCA
Messenger RNA from Oncorhynchus mykiss (rainbow trout), 3457 nucleotides. Lineage: Eukaryota; Metazoa; Chordata; Actinopteri; Salmoniformes; Salmonidae. The record is from RefSeq and is a predicted model, not a curated record.